Messenger RNA from Phyllopteryx taeniolatus (common seadragon), 8433 nucleotides. RefSeq lists its product as uncharacterized. Lineage: Eukaryota; Metazoa; Chordata; Actinopteri; Syngnathiformes; Syngnathidae. Gene Ontology annotation, molecular function: 3-oxoacyl-[acyl-carrier-protein] synthase activity; fatty acid synthase activity. The record is from RefSeq and is a predicted model, not a curated record. The transcript is spliced from 7 exons. Gene Ontology annotation, biological process: fatty acid biosynthetic process. The coding region runs from base 592 to 6882 and encodes 2096 amino acids.
AUAAAACAAUUGUUGCUGAAUGUUCAAAUGUAUUAUGUCACCUUUCUGUGUUAUCUGAGCAAAACGGUUGGAAAAUAGGUGCAGUGUAAUUUAAUGGGUUGCAUCAUGCCAGAUGGAAACAGAAAUAAAUGUUUUUUUUAAGCACUCCCACACAGAAGAAGCGGAAGUGCAUGAAUAAAUGCAUCAUUUACAUACAUGUGAUGAGCUCAUGACAUUCUUUUUCUAAGGAGCUCAUCACAUUAAAUUAUUCUGCCGUGAGCUCAUUGCAUUUCAUCGACUUCAAGUCAGGUUUGGGCGCAUUUUUGACUCAAGUAUAAAAAAAACUUCCAGCUGUCCAGUUCAUCUGACGGAUGCUGGCCUGGUGACACACGCUCAUCACUUUUCUCACGCCUGGAUGCAGCCAGCAUCAAAAACAAGGGGGGAAAAAAAAGAAGAUGGCUAAUCUGCGUUUGCCCACCUGCAUAAGGAGAAAAAUACCAGUUUGAGGUGUGCGUACUUUUGUUGGCGAUAAGCAUCCACUGUCAGCUCGACUUUCAGUUUGCAAGCGCACGAAGGCAAAGGACAGCAUCCCCAGAGUUGUGCUGCGUGACCAUGGAGCGGGCUGAAGACGGCAUCGCCGUGGUGGGCAUCGGCUGCAACUUCCCAGGCGGAGAGGGUCUAGAAAACUUCUGGAAGGUUCUGGUGAGUGGCCGGAAUUGUUCGGUUCUGAUUCCCAAGGAGCGGUUCGACUUAAGCCCAUGGUACGACCCCGACGACAACAAGGCGGGCAAGUCCCGCACGGCCAAGGCCGCCCUCAUUGAUGGUUUCAACCAGUUUGACCACAAGUUCUUUGGCAUCAGCGACAGCGAAGUGGAACAAAUGGACCCUCAGCAGAAGCAGCUGCUUCAGUGCGUCUACAGAGCUCUGGAGAAUGCCGGCAUUCCCGUGGAAAAGGCAAGCGGGACCAGAACCGGAGUGUAUUUUGGCCUCAUGAACCGAGACUACGAAACCAACGCGGCACACGUGCACCCCAGCGUCAUUAACCACUGGACCGGCGCGGGGUUGGCCAUGAGCAUCGCCGCUAACAGAGUGUCGUACAUCUUCAACUUCACUGGGCCGUCGCUGGCCAUCGACUGCGCCUGCUCGUCCUCCCUGGUGGCGCUCCAUCUGGCGUGCCAGGCCAUCAAACAAGGCGACUGCGAAAUGGCGGUGUGCGGCGGCGUCAACUGCAUCAUCGAGCCUAGAGUGUUUGUGGCUCUCAGCAAGGCGAAGAUGAUCUCUCCGGACGGGACCAGUAAGCCUUUCUCUACCAAGGCAGACGGUUAUGGCAGAGGGGAAGGAUGCGGCGUGGUUCUCCUCAAACCACUGAGCAAGGCCUUAGAAGACCAGGAUCACAUCUGGGGCGUCAUCAGCAAGACCGCCGUCAACCAGGACGGACACUCUGUGUCGCCAAUCACCAAGCCAUCCUUGACUCAGCAGGAGGAGCUUCUGCAGAUGAUCUACUCUAAGAGUGACAUCGCUAACGUCCAGUACAUCGAGGCCCACGGCACCGGAACGCCAGUCGGAGACCCGACGGAGGCGGCGAGCCUCUCCAACGUCAUCGCCAAAGUCCGAGCUUCCGAUGCAGAGACUCUGCGGAUUGGCUCAGUGAAGAGCAACAUCGGACACACGGAAUCUGCCGCUGGGGUGGCCGGACUCAUCAAGGUGCUCCUCAUGAUGAAGCAUGAGACCAUCGUUCCUUCGGUUUUCUUCUCGGAGGAGACGGCGAGCGUAGACUUCCAGGCUCUGAACAUACAUUUUCCCAAAGAGGUCGAAAAGUGGGAAGCAAGCGGAGGGCGGGUUGCCGGAGUAAACAAUUUUGGCUUUGGGGGUACGAACGCUCACGCUAUUGUCACCCAGCACAAGCGGUCACAUAGAGCAUACAGAAAUGAUAGCAGGAAGGUGAAAUAUUUUGUCAUGUCGGCAAAUUCACCAAAAUCUCUCACUCUCACGCUAGAAGACACCAUUAAACGUCUGGAGAACAACGUGGAUCUCGAUUGUCUUUUGUACACGGCAGCAUGCAGGAGGAGCCAUCUCAAACACAAAUACAGACGGGCUUUCCUGGUUUCAUCCAUAGUCGACCUGAAAGAGAAGCUCCAGGCUGCUGUGACCAAAAAUACAACAACCCCGUCGCUCCCGGAUCCAAAGUUAGUGUUUGUCUUCUGCGGUAAUGGCGUCACUUACUACGGCAUGGGCAAGGAGCUGCUCCGACACGAGCCAGUGUUCAGAGACAAAAUUGAGCAGAUUUCCCAAGUUUAUCAGCAGCUGAGCACACUCAACAUUCUGGACACGCUUGAGAGUGAGAGCGAACGUAGCGACUUCAACGCUCCGGAUGUGAUGCAGCCUCUCCUCUUUGCUCUGCAGGUGGGCAUAGCCACCUUGCUCGGACACUGGGGUGUCAAAGCCGACGCCAUGCUGGGACACUCUGUUGGCGAGGUGGCGGCAGCUCACUGCUCGGGCCUCCUGUCCCUGGGGGAUGCCCUCAAAGUCAUCCACUUCCGUAGCAUUCUCCAGGGCGAAGUGGCCGGUGGAAAGAUGCUGGUGAUUAGCAAUAUGGCCAUAUCGGAGGUCACAGCUCUUCUCCCUCAAUACUCUGGGAGAGUUUGUCUUGCUGCUUUUAACAGCCCACAGUCCUGCACCCUCUCGGGGGAUGCCGAUGCAAUCGAGAGCCUUCAGGCAAAGCUGAGGAGCACAGCUAACAGUGAGAACCUCUUCAUCCGCGUCCUAGAGGUCCCCGCUGCUUAUCACAGCCAUAUGAUGGAUCCAAUUCUGCCAAAAAUCAGGCAGGCAAUUGGCUCCUUGGAGGGGAACGAGCUUAGAGUGCAGUUAUUCUCAACGGUGACCGGAAAGGAGGCACAGAGGGGGGAUUUCUGCUCAGGUGAUUAUUGGGUUAGAAAUGUGCGGGAGCCCGUCGCUUUCGAGCAAGCAGUCAAAUCAGCCAGUCAGGGAAAGAAAUGUGCGGUCUUUGUGGAAAUAGGUCCAAGACGAGCCCUCCAGAGGAACAUCAUGGAAACUCUAGGUAAUGAGAUAGCUGUCAUAGCCUCGCUGCAGCCACAAAAAGACCACGAGACACUCUUGUCCGUCACUUCAAAGCUGUUUGAGCUUGGUGUCCACAUAGACUGGAACAGCUUUUAUGUAGGCUAUGAGGCACCGCCGCUGCCUUUCCCGAGAUAUCAGUUUGAUUCCUCAGACAGGGAUGUCAUCAUCAAAGGGGCUCAGAAAAACAUAGCGAGUAAUCACCCUGUGCUCUGUGCCACAGGAAAUAAGAGCAACACUUUCAGCUGCGAUUUGAUGUCCGACUCCACCUUCUACCUGAAAGAGCACAGACACAACAAAGUACCCAUCAUCCCUGGGGCCUUCUAUGCAGAGUUGGGUUUAGCCGCAUUCAUGGCCUGCGCCAAACCGAAGGUCCCUCUCAACUCACUGCAGCUCAGUGUCAGUUUUCACAGCCCAUUUGUCAUAACCCCAAACUCCCAAGAGAUGAAAGUGGAACUCGAACAAAAAGAGAAUGAAGCUAGUUUCACAGUGUUCUCCUCAUCAGCCACGUAUGCAUCAGGCUCAGUCGCCUUCAAGAAAGAGCGCCCGGUCGAAGAGCAGUGCAUUGACCUGGACAGUAUUUACGAAAGAUGCACAUCUGUUGUGACGUAUCAGGAAUUUUAUGGUUAUCUUGCCCAAGGAGGCUUUCAGUAUGGCGAUGUCUUUACAAAUAAAGCAAAUGUACACUAUGGCGAAGAUCUGAAAGAGGCUUUUGCCGUGGUCACAGUUCCACAGGCACUACGGUCUCAGUUGCACAACUACUGCAUUCAUCCAGUAGUGCUGGACUUCCUCAUGCAGCUCCUCCCAGUCACAGUAGAGCACAUUUUUGCUGGGAGACCAGGAUUUCCUGCCAAGAUCGGAACUUUGACCGUGUUAGAACCAUUGCAAGAUGAGAUGACAGUCUACUUGAGGGCAACCGAUGUUGGUGCAGACCACUUUGAGGUCUGUGGAUGCUUUGCUGAUCGACAUGGUCGCACUUUGGUCGAAGUUAAGCAUGUGUUAAUCAAGUACCUUGGCAGUCGCUCUCAUGUGGUUGAGGAAUACUUUUACCAUAACGACUUUAGUGUCAUUCCUGAGGGGAUCACAAAUGAUCCACCUCCUAAGGCCUUAGUCUUUUCUGACCAUCUAGGGAUUGCAGAAGGCCUACAUCCCCACUUAGACGAAUGCUCUCAGUACAUUUCGUUCACAAAUGCCACAGACAUUUUGAGUCAAGGCUUUCCAUCUCUCUUGGUAAACCUCAAGAUAACAGACAUUGAGCAGAACUUUGAUGAGGUCUUGUUCUUGUGGGGCAAAGAAAACCUCAACUCGCUCACGCCUGAUAUUGUCCUGCAAAAUCUGACAAGUUGCUGUGAAAUUUUUCGCCAGGUAGUCCUCGAGCUCAAGCGAAUUAAAUUCCCCAACUCCAUCCGAGCAGUAACCUAUUGUUCAUCCGAACUCACAGUUGAUCAUGUAAAUCCAGGCUUUGCCAUUGUCGGCAUGACAAGGUCGCUUGCUGCAGAAAUAGCCGAACUCUCAUUUCAGUUGGUUGACAUUGGCUCCAUCAGUGCUAAGGACAUUGCGGCUCUGUCAGAGGUCCUUCGAGCUUAUCCUUGCAGCAAAUACCCAGAACUGGUGGUUAAAGACGGGGUAAUUCUGAAACCUUCCAUUGCGCGUACCCCUCCUGAACUGACUGACAAUUCUGAAGCCACUUUCGUGUCCAACACAUCUGAACCUUGCAUCCUCCAGACUGGGGACGCUUUUAAAAUGUGCCGCUUGAGUGCCAUUCACGUCCAUGCUGACGUAGAGCAAAUGAGUGACACUUCAGUUGAAAUUCAGCCCACUAAGUUAUGUGUCCAUUCGUCAGACUACACUCCUGUGAGUGCCUCGCAUCUGAAUUUUGGCCAGACGCUAUACUGGAACAAACACUCCUCACAGAACCACAAUCUACACAUGCUUGACUUCAGUGGAAUCAUUACAAAGGUUGGAAAGGAUGUCAGGAAAUUAAAAGUGGGAGAUUCUGUGGCUUGCUGUUACCCUGUGGUGGCAGCCAGUAGGGUCAGAGUUCCACAGGAUGUGUGUUACGCCACCAAAAACUGCCCUUUCCUUCAAACAACACCCUGUGUCUCCUACUUUGUGCUGGCAAAGGAAAUCCUGUGCCGUGUCUUGCCAAAAGCCAAGCACCGUCUCUGCAUCAUAUCUCCUGUUCCUGAUUCCGCUCUGGUGAAGGUUUUGACACUUGCCUCUCAAAAGUGGAAGUGGAAUGUGAUUGUUGCAACACAUUGCUCCUUUAAAGAGGCCAAUCAAAUAGAUGCAUUCAUAGUCCUCCCUCCAUUCAAGAAAAGCUUGAUUGCAGAAGUCUGCAAUUUUUCUGGUGUCCAGAAUGUUGUCCUUGUUCGUGGAUCUCAAACACAGCACUUGCUUGCCCAAGAUGAGCUCCCGAGUGUAAAAGAAAGUGUCCAUGUCCAAACAAUUAACAUUCCGGCUAUUUUGCAAAAAGGAUCCCUAUGUGCUCGAAGGCUACGUGUUCAUCACUGGCUCAAGUCCUUUAACCUCAACAAGAAGUUUUCCCUUGAAAGCUUCACCUUUCAGUGUAUCAUAUCUGAGAAGAUCCACAUCCUUCCGUCAGAGAAGCCAGACUCCUACUUCCAUGCAAAGAAACUGGCCAUUGUGGCGCUGGAAAAGUGUCAGACAACCGCGACAUCAAAUAUUCCACUUCUGUGUUCAAAAAAGCAGCUUUUCCAAAACAGAUCGGUGUACAUUGUGGCAGGCGGCUUAACCGGGCUGGGCUUUGAAACGGUGAAGUUCAUCUCGCAAAAGGGAGGCGGGUUUGUCGUCACCCUCUCCAGGAGCAAGCCCUCAGAAGAGGUGCAGGAGGACAUCCACAACAUUGAGAAGCAGUGCGGCAACACCGUGGUCAGCAUGCAGUGUGACAUUGCCGUGUCUGAGCAGGUGCACAAGGUUGUCUGCGACAUACAGCUUAAGUUCAAAGGUUAUCCAAUCAGAGGGGUGUUUCACAGUGCGGUCGUCUUGCAUGACGCGCUGAUCGAGUCCCUUGAUAGAUCCAUCUAUGAGGAGGUUCUCAAGCCCAAGGUCAACGGUGUGCUAAACUUGCACCAUGCAACACUGAGCUGCCAAUUAGAUUACUUUGUGUGUUACUCCUCCAUAUCAGCCUUUCUGGGAAACGCAUCACAAACAAAUUACGCAGCAGCAAAUACAUUCCUGGAUUUGUUUUGUCAGUACAGGCGCAAGCUCGGCCUGCCCGCUCAGUCCAUCAACUGGGGAGCUCUGAACCUCGGACUCCUCUUGAACAAAGAGCUGUUCCAUCGCUUCCUGGAAGCCAAGGGGAUGAUGGUGCUGAUGGUGGCUGAGAUCCAUAAAAGUCUCGAGCAAUGCUUGCUGCUCAAUCGACCGCAACAGGCCGUUUGCCGCUUCCACUUUAGGAACAUCCGCUUUAACAUCCUCUCGCAAAAUGUCGCCCUAACCAUGCGGCUUUCGGCGCUGGUGGAGCAAGCGCUCCAAAAGUCCAGAGAGUUGAAUUCUCAAAGCAAAAACACAGAGGAGGUGCCGGCCAGAGAUUACGUCGUCUCGCUGCUCAGCAAAACCGUCGGCGUGGACGUGAGCGAACUGAAAGAUGACAUGCCGCUCUCGUCGCUCGGCACCGACUCAAUGCAGGCCAUGACGCUGCAAAACCUCAUGUACCAGGACCGAGGCGUGAAUGUGCCAUUGGUCAAACUUUUGGAUCCCAAUGCCACGCUAUCCACUGUGGUGGCCAUCCUGAGGGAGGGGCAAGAUGGUGGAACUAAGGACCUUUCAAAUGAUGAUGCCAGCACAGUUUCGACCAGAUUUUAAGCAAGAUCACUGUAGGUAUGUGAUACAGUGGUACCCUGACUUACAAGUUUAUUCCAAUCCAUGACCAUGCUUGUAACUCAAAUCACACUUCCCCAUUAAAAUGAAUGGAAAUGCCACUUAUCUGUUCCAGCCCCCCCAAGAAAUGGCAAUAUUUUUUGUAAUGUGGUUUUAAGAAGCAAAAUAGAACUGUACAAUAUUGUAUUACAGGGGUCCCCAACCAUAUAGGCCACGGACCAGUACCAGGCAGCACAGAUAGACUGAAAAAUGUUUCUGUGUGUGUGUAUGUGUAUAUAUAUAUAUAUAUAUAUAUAUAUAUAUAUAUAUAUAUAUAUAUAUAUAUAUAUCCAUCCAUCCAUUAUCUGAGCCGCUUAUCCUCACAAGGGUCACGGGUGCGCUGGAGCCUGUCCCAGCUAUCAUUGGGCAGGAGGCGGGGUACACCUUGAACUGGUUCCCAGCCAAUCGCAGGCCACAUACAAACAAACAACCAUUCACACUCACAUUCACACCUACGGGAAACUUAGAGUUGUCAAUUAACCUAGCAUGCAUGUUUUUGGGAUGUGGGAGGAAACCGGAGUGCCCGGAGAAAACCCACAUAGGCAUGGGGAGAACAUGCAAAGUCCACACAGGCGGAGCCGGGGAUUGAACCCCGGUCUUCAGAACUGUGAGGCAGACACUCUAACCAGCCAUCCACCAUUUCACAGUGUUAUAUAUAUCCAUCCAUCCAUUUUCUGAGCCGCUUCUCCUCACUAGGGUCGCGGGCAUGCUGGAGUCUAUGCCAGCUAUCAUCGGGCAGGAGGCGGGGUACACCCUGAACUGGUUGCCAGCCAAUCGCAGGGCACAUACAAACAAACAACCAUUUGCACUCACAGUCACACCUACAGGCAAUUUGGAGUCUCCAAUUAAUGCAUGUUUUUGGGAUGUGGGAGGAAACCGGAGUGUCCAGAGAAAACCCACGCAGGCACGGGGAGAACAUACAAACUCCACACAGGCAGGGUCGGGGAUUGAACCCCUGUCCUCAGAACUGUGAGGCUGACGCUCUAACCAGUCGCCCACCGUGCUAUAUAUAUAUAUAUUUUAUUUGUUUGUCUGUGUAAUACGUUUCCGUCAGUCAAUUUAGGUAAUUCACUCUUAAGUCAAGGUACCACUGUAUUGUAUAAGAACUGAAGAAGUUGUUUAUGAGAGUCUACAUUUCAAUUUGUUGGAUUUUUUUUUAAUGUAGUUUUUUUGGAAACAUUUUAUUUACCAGAUCUUGCAGGAGACCUGCUUGAGAUUAUUUUGUGUUUGCAUGAUUAUCUAAUGCAGCACGGUAAAGAGUGGUUAGAGCAUCAGCCUCACAGUUCUGAGGACUGGGGUUCAAUCCCCGGCCCCGCCUGUGUGGAGUUUGCAUGUUCUCCCCGUGCCUGCGUGGGUUUUCUGCGGGCACUCCGGUUUCCCCCCACAUCCCAAAAACAUGCAUGCUAGGUUGGAGACUCUAAAUUGCCCGUAGGUGUGAAUGUGAGUGCGAAUGGUUGGUUCUUUGUUUGUUUGUGCUCUGCAAUUGGCUGGCAACCA